CUGACCGUUGAACACUUUAUAGGCCUUAUUUUCUCUCAUGAUUCCGAGAAUUUCACUUUCCCACUCAUACCAAGUUGUUCACAUAACUAAUUCUUGGACCUGUUUGGCUGCAAAGAAAAUUCUUCCCCAAAUGGACAAUAAGAACUACUCACAAGUUCCCAGUAACGGUAAAGAAAGCGAGAUAGAGGAGCGAUCGAUAGAAUCGUGUAGUAAGGGAGCGUGCGACUUUGUUCCAGCUAAACGUUAUGCCAAUGAUAUAAUUCCUCACAUUCUAAAUUUAUAUGGAUCUUGUGCCACAUCUCAUGAUUUUGAAAUUUAUUCUCCGGAUGCUUCUUUUGAAGACCCACUCAUGUGUGCUCAUGGGGUGAAGCAGAUCAAGUCAGCAUUUUAUUCACUUUCCAAGGUUUUUUCUGAAUCAAGAAUAGUUGAAUACAGUGUGCAGGAGAAGGUGGUAUCACAUGAAAAACGAGAGAUACUAAUCGACAACAAGCAGCACUACAAAUUCUUGGGGAAGGAAAUAGAUGUUGUAUCACUUAUCAAGCUGUCUGUGCAGGAUGGAAAAGUUUUUCGCCAUGAAGACUGGUGGGAUAAGAAGCCACUUUGGAAUAGAGAAACAGUUACACUACCGAUGGUUGGGCGUGCUAUGGAACUGACUCGCAGGGGAUCGAUGCUGGUGACUCAUGCCAUGAUGAGGUUUGGAAAGGAUCCAAACAUCAAAUGACGUCGUUCUUGAGCAUAGAGAUGAAUAUAUUAUUGCUUUUCUGUACUUAGUUAAGUGCAUAUGUCUAUUUGUGUGCCUUUCUUGCUUAGUGAAUAAGCAAAAAUUUUAUGAGUGCAGCUAACGCUUUUAGGCUACAUCUCUAUCUAUUAUUUUCUUGAACUGAAAACAACCCCAUUUUUAUCAUAUUAGUUGUGCAGAACCUCUAUUUGAGAGUAAUUUAAAGUUUGGUCAUUUCCAUAUUGCA
Messenger RNA from Tripterygium wilfordii, 965 nucleotides. RefSeq lists its product as uncharacterized. NCBI's taxonomy places the organism in Eukaryota, Viridiplantae, Streptophyta, Magnoliopsida, Celastrales, Celastraceae. The record is from RefSeq and is a predicted model, not a curated record. The transcript has 7 exons. Bases 38 to 721 code for a protein of 227 amino acids.